AGUUCAACCAUAAAAACCGUUUACCCAACAACACGGCGAGGGGAGUAAAAUCGUUUAAUUGGAUUUCCGAUUUCCACCCACCACCUUGAGUCUUUCGGAUACAAUCAUUGAAAACCGCCCGAGUGGCCCCCCCAAAAGCUGAAAAGAGCUAACUGAAAAUCACACGCAUCUCAAGCAACCGGCCAAAAGUAUCUUCGGGAUUCUGGAGCUGAAGAGAAUCUUGUUUAGAUCAAAAAAUUAGUGUGAAGGGUUAUAUCCGCCCCAGAAAACACCAAAAAUAUCUGAUAUCGGCAUAAAAACCCACAAAUUCAAGCUAAGAACUACAAUAAUAUUCACAAGAAAAUUAUAAACGUUAAUCAAAUAAGAUAUAAUACGUAAUUUAUGAGAUAUACGAAUUCUACAAAAGAGUUUUAAGUAAAAAAUCUACAAAAACCGAAAUUCCUGAAACUUGAAUGGUAAAUUGCCUUGAAACAAAAGAAAAAACAUAAAUACCUGUUUAAAACUCGAACAUACACCUACAUUAUAUCUAAAAUUAUCCAAAAGAAAGAGAUCCAAUUGAAUUUGGUAGACCAGCAUUAAAAUCCGGAACCAGAACUGCGGUAAAGAAGUGCGGAAGAUACAUAAUUGGAGUUUAAAGGAGCCCGAUGAACAUCUAUAUAAGUCUGAAGGAAUAAGAGGAGAUAUAUUUUUUGUUUCAUAAUAAAUUAAGUUGAAUAACACAUCAUUCCACCAUGGGCUUUGAGAUUGAUACCCAGAAGAUUUGUGAGGAGCUGCAGAGCACUGACCGCCGUCUGAAGACCAACGUUCUGGGAGAAUUGCGUGACCAGAUACAAAAUGCAUCGGAGAACGUAACCACAGAGAAUAUAGCCCAGAUCUUCGAUCAACUAUACCUACAUCUAUUGAAAUCCUACGAUGACCGCUUUGAAAGUGUUCGCGAUCAUGCCGUUCAAGCGGUAAAUGCUUUUCUCAACCGACUGCCGCCCAUGGAUUUCCACCUUAUGAAUGUGGUUUCCACAUUGGCGGAACGAAUGGGAAAAGCCGAAACCGUGGAGCCCAGCGAGGAGAUUCGCCUGCUCUACAUUGCCCAGCUGAAUUUGAUGGUGUGCCAAUAUGCAAAGAUGGGUAACGUCGGCGUCUUCAGGGAGUGCUAUCCCCUGGUGGUCAAAAUUCUGAUCAAGUCCAUCAAGGAUGACUAUCCGGUUGUUCAGCGCGAGGGAUGUUCCACAAUAGUUAGUCUCGCUCGAGUGGCUGAGACCCAGGAGCUGCGUCCCUUUACGGAGUCUCUAUUGGUACCUCUUUAUGGCAUGUUGAAUCACAAACAUGCCCAGGCCAGGAUCUCAGCGGUUGAGGCCAUCGCCAGACUGAGUCUUCACAUAGACGCCAGUGGUGAGGGCAUGAGGAGGCUCUUCAACGAGGUCUCCCCCCUCCUAAUGGACACAAUGCCCUUGGUUCGUCGUGAAGUCGGUCAGAUGGGCAUCCUCAUGCUACUGGAGCUUUUGGAUCGCUAUUCCUUUUUUGAGAGAAUCCUACCCCUGGUCUUGUGCUGCCUCAAAGACGACUCUCCGGAGGUUCUGAAUCACAUCUACCCCCAGUGGCUUAAGUGCGGCGAACUGUAUUUCGAUGAAAAUGAAGCCGAGAUGACGCAACAGGAGAUCAGCGAUCUGCCAGCUGAGAACUAUCCACAGGAUGUCAAGCGUCCAACUAUAGGAUGUCGCGGCUUGGUGCAGCGUUCUUUGAGAUUGUUGCAACUUAUAACCCGAGAAAUUGGUGACUGGAAGGAUAAUGUUCGUCUGCACUCCUUGAAGCUCCUGUAUCAAUUUGUCCUACAUGCCGAGGCUGCCAUGACAGCCAAGUUCUUUGAGAUCUACGGGGAUUUGGCCCAUGCCUGUAUCGAUCCUGUGGCAGAAGUCAAUGCGGAAGCUGCCAAGGUGGCGGAUUUGAUGGGUCGUUUACUGUCAUACGAUGCCUGGAUAGAUCAUGGUUUCGAUGGCCUAGAGCGUAAUGCCCGGGAGUCCUAUAUGAGAUGUUUCUACCACAUGUUCAGCGCUUCCCUGGGUGGCACCUACGACCAGCUGAUGAAGUUGGCCAAGCUCCUGCGUAGCACCGACUAUUCGCACACCCUGAAACCAGGCUUCCAACUCUAUAUACUCAAACUCUUGGACACCAUUGUGGAUAAGUCACAGAAGCUCAAAGCGGAAGAGGAUGAGUUGCAGGAUCUCUACGAGUCAGUCUAUGUAAGUGGCGUUAAGGUCAUGGCCUUAUCCUAUUCCCUCAACAGCAACGGAAACGAAGAUGUCAAUCGAGGUCAAAUGCUGAUUGAAAAAAUUGUCAAGCUCGAAGAAACUACGGUGGCCAAAAUUCAUGAACGUUGGUUCCAUUUGGCCCUCAGAGAUGUGGAAAAUUUGGAUGCUAGUUUGGAUGAUAAUUCUGAGCCUGUGAUGCUGCUAGAUGGCUUGAUAAACAUGUGCCUCCUUCGAGCCACAUACAUAGAUGAUCUUAUGGAAAAAGUGAAGGUGGUAUUUGAGCAUUGCUCAGAUAGUGCUCAAGUGAAGAUCUUCAGCAGUCUCUCGAUGGCAACGCUAUUUUGGUCGAAGACAAUGGAUGUAGAUCAUCAAAGCAGCACUCAGAAAUUGAACGACUUCAUAUCGCAAAUUGUGGAGCCCUAUUUGACGUGGAAGGCUGGAUCGAAUGCCGAGGCCAUGAGAUCCCUGGCCAUGGCUACAUUGUGUGCUUUGGCCCAGGGAGCCGAGGAGGAAGCUGUGGAUGUUUUACCUGCUCUGGCCAAACAUAUGCCCGGUUUACUCGAAGAUCGUAAUGUAACCACACGGCAUUAUGCCAUCAAGGCGGUGAUUUACUUCCGGAAUAUGUCUGUGGAGGACUUGAAACCAUUGGCUUAUGCCACCAUGCAGCGCAUGGAUGAUCCUUCGGCUGGGAUUCGUGUCCUGGCUGCUCUGGCUGUGGGCAAAUUGAAGCCCAAGUUCAGUGAUUUGGAGAAGGAAGCGGAGCACGAAAAGGAGGUCUGGGCUGCUUUCGUAACACGUGCCAUGGAUCUGCUGUUGCUCUACCACGAGAGCCCCGAAAAGGACAUGAAGGCAGCUGUGGAAGUCACCCUCAAGGUGCUGGCCCAAUCCCAUCCAGAAGCCUGGGAGGAUCGCUUUAAACGAGCCCUAUGUAUGGUUCAGAAGAAGGAUCAACUCAACGAGCUCUACGAUAAAUUAACCAUCAAAGACGAACCAGAUCCUGAAGCUUCAGCUACAGCCUAAAAUCUGAUCCAUUUUUCCAUUACAUUUAUAAAUUGAAUAAGUUAUUCUUCUAUAUAUCCAUUGUAAUUUUCCAAAGUAUGUACUUUUUCUAAAUCAAAUCUUUCACUCUCAAAUAAAUUAAUAUGUUCGGCCAAACACUUUAAUUUCCCUUUACAAUUUCUAGUUUACAUUCUGG
Drosophila subpulchrella is the source of this 3438-nucleotide messenger RNA. It is a transcript of the gene Dnaaf5, whose product is annotated as dynein assembly factor 5, axonemal. The record is from RefSeq and is a predicted model, not a curated record. Gene Ontology annotation, molecular function: dynein intermediate chain binding. NCBI's taxonomy places the organism in Eukaryota, Metazoa, Arthropoda, Insecta, Diptera, Drosophilidae. Gene Ontology annotation, cellular component: cytoplasm. Bases 732 to 3263 code for a protein of 843 amino acids. Gene Ontology annotation, biological process: inner dynein arm assembly; cilium movement; outer dynein arm assembly. The transcript is spliced from 2 exons.